UAUGGAGUAAAUUAUUAAAGCACAUUGGGCAAGGGCUCAUCUCUUUAUUCGGUCGCAGUACGGGCUUGGAGAAUAAAUCUGUUCGACGUGCCAACUCCAUUUGCCUAGAAUUUGAAAUCAGUUUGUCAGUUUUCAUUUCACCUGCUACUUCGAGAAUAAUCGCAAUGGACAAGGAGGGACAAGCUUGUAACAUGUUCUCAGAUGAGCAUCUUUAUCAGCUUUGGCAAAAGAAAGCUGAAAUCUAUUGCCAAGGAGCUGGAAAAUAUGACGGAAAGUUCGAGAGAUUUCAUCAAGAUGUCGUCGUAUAUCUAAACAGAAUUGGAAUUGGAAGGGACCUCCUUGAUAGUCUGUCCAUCAUCCAUGUUACUGGGACUAAAGGAAAAGGCUCGACUUGUCAUUUUGUGGAGGAUAUUCUUUCAACGUGCGGCUACAAGACCGGGAUGUUGAGUUCUCCGGCUCUCCUUGAGGUACGAGAGCGCAUUCGUAUCGGUGGCAAGGUCCUCAGCAAACGGACAUUUGCGGAAUACGGGUUAUACAUCCUGAAUCAACUUGAGAAAACAGAAGAAACCAACGACAAAGGGACAGUCUACAAACACCCAGCUUUCUUCCAGUACCUCACCAUAUUAUGCAUCCACGUCUUCCUCCAAGAAAAGGUUGAUGUUGGAAUCGUCGAGGUCUUCAUGGGUGGUGAAAUGGAUUGCACCAAUAUAUUCAGGUCACCAUGUUGCGUUGGUAUCACGACCCUUGAAUUGGAUCAUCUUGGAAGACUUGGGGACUCACUGGAGACUAUUGCUUGGCAUAAAUCAGGACUAGCAAGAAAAGGGCGCCCUCUAUUCACAGUCUGUCAAGAGCCUGGACCACUUAGAGUAAUUGCUGAAAGAGCAGCUGAAUUUGGGGCAAUUUUGAAGAUCUGUCCACCGCUGACCGAGCACGACUUCGGUGGAUCUCCCGUCGAGGUCGGACCGGAGGGCGACCACCAGCUCAUCAACGCCAGUAUUGCUAUACAGCUAGCCCGACAUUGGAUUGAAGAAGAAUAUCCCGGUCGAUUUACAUUCAAUGGUAUAAUGAUCUUACAUAGUUCAAAGCCACGCAAUGAGAAAUAUAAUCAAAAGAUUACCAUCUUUUAAACUUACUUUCUUUACAAAAAUACCGCUAUCAAU
This is a messenger RNA of Lytechinus pictus (painted urchin), 1160 nucleotides long. Its product is annotated as folylpolyglutamate synthase, mitochondrial-like. The transcript is spliced from 8 exons. Bases 165 to 1127 code for a protein of 320 amino acids. Lineage: Eukaryota; Metazoa; Echinodermata; Echinoidea; Temnopleuroida; Toxopneustidae. Gene Ontology annotation, biological process: tetrahydrofolylpolyglutamate biosynthetic process. Gene Ontology annotation, molecular function: tetrahydrofolylpolyglutamate synthase activity; ATP binding. The record is from RefSeq and is a predicted model, not a curated record. Gene Ontology annotation, cellular component: mitochondrion; cytoplasm; cytosol.